This is a messenger RNA of Hypanus sabinus (Atlantic stingray), 1976 nucleotides long. RefSeq names its product beta-1,4-galactosyltransferase 3-like. Gene Ontology annotation, molecular function: glycosyltransferase activity. NCBI's taxonomy places the organism in Eukaryota, Metazoa, Chordata, Chondrichthyes, Myliobatiformes, Dasyatidae. Gene Ontology annotation, biological process: carbohydrate metabolic process. The transcript has 7 exons. The record is from RefSeq and is a predicted model, not a curated record. Bases 259 to 1377 code for a protein of 372 amino acids.
UGGACAACUGGUGAUGUCAUUGGGGUGACCGACAGAAGGGGCGUGUCAGUGCGGGUUGGGUUGAUGACACAUGGUACAUGAUGUAAAAAUGACGUCAGCGCAGGGUGGGUCUAGUGACGCCGCAGCGUGGCGACGCUACGUCGCACUGCCGCCAGCCUAGGCCUGAGCGCCGCGAGCUGUCGCCGUGGACCGGCGCCGGGUCGUGGGCCAUCAAGUGGCGCCGAGGUCCUGAGGCUGACGGCUGUUGCAUGCACUAGGAUGAUGCGGUGCCUCUCCUUGCCCUCCUGCUGGGACCGACAGUGCACCUUUGGCCUGCUCCUGGCCUCACAGCUCCUGUUCCUGCUUUAUUAUACAUUCGGCGGGAUCCGCAGCGUGGCUUCCCUGCUGUGGCGGGGGCCCCAGCCUGUCUGGGACUACUCCAGGACGCAGGACGUCUACACCAACAUCAGCCUGAUCCAGCAGCCUGUACCAGGGACCCAACACCUUUUCUAUUGCCCCCAGCAACCUCCCCAUCUAGUUGGCCCACUGGCCAUUUCCUUUAACCGGACGCCCUCACUGGAUGAGAUCCAGGUCCGGAACCCUCUGGUGAGGCCGGGAGGGUUCUAUGCACCGCCGAACUGCCAGGCCCAUCACCGGACGGCUGUGAUUGUUCCGCACCGACACAGGGAGCCUCACCUUCGGCACUUCCUCUACUACCUACACCCCUUCCUGCAGCGGCAGCAGCUACAGUACGGGCUCUACGUCAUUCACCAGGCUGGGAACGAGACCUUCAACCGUGCCAAGCUGCUGAAUGUGGGCGUGAAGGAAGCGAUGAAGGAUGAAGACUGGGACUGCCUCUUCCUCCACGACGUGGAUCUCAUCCCAGAGAACGACCACAACAUUUACACUUGCGACCCUGACCACCCAAAGCAUGUCUCCAUCGCCAUGAACAAGUUCGGCUACCAACUGCCGUACAAGACGUACUUUGGAGGUGUAUCUGCCGUGACACCUGAGCAGUACCUACGAAUGAAUGGAUUCCCCAAUGAGUACUGGGGCUGGGGGGGUGAAGAUGAUGAUAUCGCUACCAGGUUGCAGCUGGCCGGUAUGAGCAUCUCCCGCCCCUCUCUCUCUUUGGGGCGCUACAAGAUGAUCAAACACAACUUGGACCAAGGAAAUAAACAGAACCCACGGAGGUUUGACCUACUACUCCGCACUCGCCGGUCCUGGACCCAGGAUGGGAUGAACUCUCUGGUCUAUACUAUCCUUGCUCGCCAGCAGCUUCCUUUGUUCACCAACGUGACCGUGGACAUUGGCCCAGCUCCUCGACAGCAGCGAGGGACUCUCACACCCCCCUCACUUGCAGGGGCUUCUCUGUCACAGAGGUCGAGGGGAAUGUGACUUACCCCUGCCACCUUCAAAAGUCUUGCUGUAUAUUUAUACUGGAGUCAGCUGAAAUCGUGGACUCAAUGGAUUGGGGCUGUGUCUGGCUGGGCUAUGCUCAGAGUAUUGGUUUGGUGGGAUAAGGCUGUGGGUCAGUCAGAUCUUCAGCAGCUACCGCUCGCCCCACCACAGCAUCUCUCCCCCCACUCCUGCUGUCCCAGCCAGAGCUGGUUAGGGGGCACAGACUUACGGUGUCGUUGUGGGAAUCGCUAUCUGUGUUGCUGGAUACAAUGGGGAGCAGGUAAUCACCUUGUGUGUAUGUGAGUGGUCAUGGGUGCACUGGAGUGUGUCUGACCACCCGUUCGCAGGUCUUGCAUCACCAUUUGUGUGUGUGAGCCUGUCUUUUUAAUUGUGUGUGUGUGUGUGUGUGUGUGGAACGGUAUCUGUGUGUGUAUGCCUGUGGCUGUGUGCAGCUGUAUGUCUGUGUGUAUCCAAACUUUGUCCCUGAAAACGUGUGGAAUGCGUGUCUGUCAUUUUUGAUAAUGUACCUUAAAUCUCUGUUUUAAUUUUCUAGUGAAAAUCUAUAAAUGGAGAUAAAUAGUUUAAUUUUUGUACAA